This is a messenger RNA of Rotaria socialis, 1518 nucleotides long. The record is from the annotation of a GenBank genome assembly. Lineage: Eukaryota; Metazoa; Rotifera; Eurotatoria; Philodinida; Philodinidae.
AUGUUUCUUGCUAAGUUCUUCACGCAACGUUCUCUAACUCCUAGUUACGGGAUUUUGAAUGUCUCUAGAACAUUACAACAUAAAACAUCAACACGAAAAUCUACAGAAGCGCAUCCACCACUAAAUCUGAAACCUAAAUUUGAUCCUAUUCAGUUCGAAAAUUCAUUGAAACCGUACGCUGAACAGGUGACAGUAGAAAAUCAAUAUGAAAAAUUAUCGAAUUUGAUAUUACCACUAUCGAAUCAUUCAUAUGAAGAACAAUUAAAAAUUAAAUACGAUAUAGUUGAACAGUCAUUUGAUCAAAUUGGCCGUGCUAUUCUAUGGGAUAAACGUGUCGAUAAUCAAGUUUUGAAAUAUGUCGAAUUUCAAGAGGGUCCAUUUUGUCAUGUCGAACCAAUUAUUCCAUCGCUGAAUAUCGAACAAUAUCGAUGUAAAGAUGAGCUGUCAUGUGGCUACGGAGUAGAUGGUCAAAAAACACUCGGGUUUUAUAUCAAUCCAAAGAAUAGUAAAAACUUUCCUAAUACUCUGUGUGUAUCACCGAUACAUUUAAAAAGUAUGAAAUCAAAACAUAUUCUAGCAGUGAAACAUUUUGAUCAAUUUCUUAAACAACACGCUUUACCCGUAUGUGAAAAUACAAGCGUAUUAAAAAAAGAUCAAUAUUGGCGUUCGAUCAUCUUGAGAUCAAACGAACAAAAUGACUUAAUGAUGACUGUGGUUGUUCAUCCUCAGUCAUUAAGUAAGAAUGAAAUCGAUCAAGUGAAAAAAGAUCUGCUGAAUUAUUUUAUCGAUGGAUCAGGUCGUGAAUGUGAAAUUAAUUCUAUUUAUUUUCAAGCAUGUGCUAAUAAUCGUUGUACAAGUGAAGAAAAUCCAUUUGAACUAAUUUAUGGAGAUGAAUUUAUAUACGAAAUAUAUAAUGAAAAAAAAUUUCGCAUUUCUCCAGAGUCAUUUGUACAAGCAAAUAAAAAAGCUGCCGAAUUGAUUUAUGAAUUGACAUUAAAACACGCUCAAAUCGAUGAAAACACAAUCGUAUUAGAUAUCGGAUCAGGCAUUGGUGUUCAUUCCGUCAUGGCUUCAACGAGUGCUAAGAAAGUCUACGCUAUUGAUCCUUUAGCAUUAUGCAUAGAAGAUGGAAAAUUCAAUGCAAAAUUAAAUAACUGCCGAGAUAAUAUCGAAUGGAUCUGUGGUUUCAGUGAAAUACACUUACAUCGAAUCUUAAAGAAACUCGGAGAUUUACAUGGCAAUCAUUCUCGUAUUGUAGCUAUUGUUAAUUCAUCGCGGUACAGUCUAUCUAACAGAAUAACAACAGUACUUCGCAGUAUAUCGGCUAUUCAACGAAUCGUUUAUGUUUCAUGUAAAUCAGAUGAGCAAACAAUGCAUAAUUUUUAUGAAUUAGCAGCUGCUGAGCGAUCAAAAUUAAAAAAAGCGACAUCACCAUUUAUACCUACUAGUGUUUAUCCGAUUGAUCUACUUCCGCAUACGAUACAUGCCGAAGUUGUUGUAAACUGUGUUAGAGUGUAA